This is a messenger RNA of Otolemur garnettii (small-eared galago), 1077 nucleotides long. Its product is annotated as butyrophilin-like protein 10. Bases 1 to 1077 code for a protein of 358 amino acids. The transcript has 9 exons. NCBI's taxonomy places the organism in Eukaryota, Metazoa, Chordata, Mammalia, Primates, Galagidae. The record is from RefSeq and is a predicted model, not a curated record. Gene Ontology annotation, molecular function: signaling receptor binding. Gene Ontology annotation, biological process: regulation of cytokine production; T cell receptor signaling pathway. Gene Ontology annotation, cellular component: external side of plasma membrane.
AUGGGGCUCUUGCACAUGGGCACUUGGACCCUCCUGCUCUCACUUCUGCUUCCCAGAUCAGCUACAGGGCUAUUCCACGUAAUUGGACCAAGAGCACCACUCAUUGCUGUGCUAGGAGGAGAGGUUGUGUUGUCCUGCCACCUCAGCCCAUCCAUGGAUGCUCAGAACAUACAGAUGACAUGGUACCAUGAUAAUCGGCAACAUGUGGUUUAUUAUUAUGGGGAUAGUCAAGAUAAUUUGCAGCAGCAGAGACCAGAGUACCAAGGGAGAACAGAAUUCCUGAGUGAGAAUAUCACCAAGGGUCAGGUGGCCCUGAGGAUCCAUCCCAUCCACCUGUCAGAUGAAGGGAUGUACAGCUGCUCUUUCGUAAACUCCACACACUCUGACAGAGCACAGUUCAAAGUUGUGGUCACAGUUUCAGGUAUGGCGCCUCAUAUUCACAUUGAACCCACUAACUUCAGAGGCAUUAAGCUGACUUGCACAUCCAUGGGGUGGUACCCAGAGCCUGAGGUGAAAUGGAGGGACCUACAAGGACGAGCUUUGGCACCAGACACUGAUACAAUGACAACAGGAAGAGAUGGCCUGGUUCUUGUGGAAACAUCUAUCACAGUGGGUGAAAAUUCAGGAGGACGUGUGUCCUGUUUCAUAAGGAACCCAAUCCUAAAUGUGGAGAAGGAAUCACACAUUUCCAUUGCAUAUAUGACAUUUUACUUUAUAAAAAUGCAUGUGUUGAUAUGCAAAAGAAUUCCAAGGAUCUCCCAGAAAGUUUUCUGUGGUGAAUUCAGAGAAGUUCCAGUAGAAGUUAGCUUCAAAAAUGAUGACAUGUUUAAUGCCGGCAAGUGUGGACUCUGUCUCAAGUCCCCCAUGGGAGAAUUCAAAGGAGUAGAUUUUGAAGGUUGUAUUGCAAUGGAUGAGGAGGAGGCAGCCUGUAGCGAGCCUGACCCAGAAGCAAUUUUCCAAACAAUAUUGACUAGAGUACAAACCAGUAUUAAAGCACAAGAACCAGCUGAUGAAAUGGAAGUAUCAAAUUCCGUGAAGAUCUUGAUUCAAGAAGUUUCCUAUGAGCAGAGGGUCUGA